AAAGCCAGCAGAGGGUCGUUCUCGAAAGCCCCUCACCCAGUUUGCGGGCGCAGCUCUUUUCCCAUCUGUCCCCAGUUCCCUCGCUCCUCCUCUGCCCCACACCGACCACCACCACCCCCACCUCCGCCGACCGCCAUGCCGCUGCCGGCGAUGACCCACUCCUCCGCCUUCCUCCUCCCCGCCUCGACUCCCCCGUCCAACGACGCCGCCACGACGACCUACGCGCUCGUCGUCCUCAACCAGCGCCUCCCCCGCUUCGCGCCGCUCAUCUGGGCCCGCGCGCGCGUGCGCGUGUGCGCGGACGGGGGCGCCAACCGCGUCUUCGACGGCAUGCCGGAGCUGCUGCCGGGCGAGGACCCCGCCGAGGUUCGCUCCAGGUACAAGCCAGAUGUAAUUAAAGGGGAUAUGGAUUCAAUAAGGCCAGAAGUGAAGGAAUAUUAUUCCAAUUCGGGCACAAACAUAGUUGAUGAAUCACAUGAUCAGGACACAACUGACUUGCACAAAUGUGUAUCAUUUAUCACAAGAGAUCUCCCUGUCUCAGACAAGUCUAACCUGUGUAUUCUUGUUCUUGGUGCACUUGGAGGAAGGUUUGAUCAUGAGAUGGGGAACAUCAAUGUAUUAUACCGCUUCUCAAACACCAAGAUCGUCCUCCUGUCAGAUGACUGUUCAAUCUUUCUGCUCCCCAAGACGUAUACCCAUGAGAUCCAUAUUGAGAAAUCGGUCGAAGGUCCUCACUGUGGUUUGAUUCCCAUUGGCGGACCGUCCACUAGCACCACAACAACCGGGCUUCGGUGGAAUUUGGUGGGCAAAGAAGUUGAUGGUAUUGAAGACUCUGUUAUUUUCCGUUCACUUCAAGCAUUGGCUGUUCCUCUUAUUGGCAACGCCUGCUAUGUUUUUAUGCAUGGCCUUAACUCUGUCCAGAUUUAUGGUGCCGAGAAGCUUCAUCAGGCAUUACAAGAGAGACCUAAAGGCAAGCCUCUUCUAACGGUCAGCAAUCAUGUGGCAGCAAUGGAUGACCCCUUUGUAAUUGCCUCCCUUCUCCCACCAUCUAUUAUGUUGGAAGCACAAAAGCUGAGAUGGACACUUUGUGCGACUGAUCGUUGCUUUACAAAUCCAGUCCUGUCUACAUUCUUCAGGUCUGUUAAGGUGUUACCUGUUUCUCGCGGUGAUGGAAUCUACCAAAAGGGAAUGGAUAUGGCUCUUUCAAAGCUGAACAGUGGUGGAUGGGUUCAUAUAUUUCCAGAAGGAAGCCGUUCAAGGGAUGGAGGGAAAACAAUUGCUCCUGCCAAGAGAGGUGUUGGAAGGUUGGUGAUGGACACUGACAGCCUUCCAGUUGUAAUACCCUUUGUCCAUACUGGGAUGCAGGAUAUAAUGCCUGUUGGAAAGCGUAUCCCAAGAGCAGGGAAAAGGGUGAUUGUAGUUGUGGGUGACCCAAUCAAUUUCGAUGAUCUGAUCAUUGACAACAGCGAUGACACUCAACAUACCUCUAGAGGGAUCCUGUAUGACAAAGCAACACAAAGAAUUGGGCAGCGAUUGCAAGAACUGAAGGUUGAAGUUGACAGACUUGCAGCAGAGCAGCAAUCUGAACUCCAAAAUCAUAACAUACACAAUGUGAGUGAUGAUGGAUACCGUCUGUGGCAGCAGGUUGAUUGGGAAGGAUUUGGCAUAGGGAACUCCAUGUUAUCAUCAGAACCUUCAGCUGUCCAGGAGCAAUCAAAGGAAGCUGAGCCUGAACUGCGCCUGGAAGUGGAACAAAGCGUUUCUCCAGCCCCCAGUGAUGUUGCUGUUCCAAACUGGUUCCAGCGUCACGUGGAUCCUUCGGAGCUCAUGGGGUUUGCUGCCCGUGGCCUGAUCAAGAAUGGAAAGUUAGAGGAAGGUUACAGGGAACUCCAAGAACCAACUACAUUGAACACCUGGUGGUGGUCUCAGGCCAACAAUGCUGUGCCCAGAUGGAGCAUUGCCUGACUGAGGCCUCACCCUUCCUUUGUACAUAAGUUGCGGACAAUUUUGAUAGAUUCCAAUUUCUCUCCUUCGUGGAGUUGUGGAAAUUGGAGAUAGGGUGAUGAAUCGACUGCCAGCAGUCAGCACCAUACAACACAAAGUCUUACAGAGGUUGCAAGUGCCAUUUGGGUUUUGGGCACUUGACUGUACUUUUUAGGUAAAUGACAUCUUCCAUCUACUCGAUGGAAAUGGCCCAAAUGGGCAACACCGAAUUGUUUUAAUAGACUUGAUACGCGAGUUGCUUUCAAGUACCGGAAACACAAUUACCGGAAACACCGAAUAGGUUGUUGUUAUGGAAA
Molecule: messenger RNA, 2300 nt
Organism: Setaria italica (foxtail millet)
Lineage: Eukaryota; Viridiplantae; Streptophyta; Magnoliopsida; Poales; Poaceae
Exons: 11
Coding region: 136-1965 (609 amino acids)
Biological process (GO): thiamine diphosphate biosynthetic process; thiamine metabolic process; phospholipid metabolic process
Molecular function (GO): thiamine diphosphokinase activity; ATP binding; thiamine binding
Source: RefSeq, a predicted model, not a curated record